This is a messenger RNA of Neoarthrinium moseri, 792 nucleotides long. RefSeq lists its product as uncharacterized. Gene Ontology annotation, molecular function: oxidoreductase activity, acting on the CH-OH group of donors, NAD or NADP as acceptor. Lineage: Eukaryota; Fungi; Ascomycota; Sordariomycetes; Amphisphaeriales; Apiosporaceae. The coding region runs from base 1 to 792 and encodes 263 amino acids. The record is from RefSeq and is a predicted model, not a curated record. The transcript has 3 exons.
AUGGCAAAAGUUGACAACGAGAUCAAGGGCCGCCUGGCCCUCAUCACGGGAGCCUCUGGAGGCAUCGGUGCCGCAUGCGCCCGCGCGCUCUGGGAUGACGGCGCCUCGCUGGCCCUGACCUGCUUCAAGAACCGGGAGCCCGUGGACGCGCUGGCCAAGGAGCUGCUGGCGUCGUCGUCGUCAUCGUCAUCGUCCGACGAGGGCAGGAAGAUCUCGGUCCACGUCGUGGACACGGGGUCCGUGUCGGACAUCGAACAGCUGUUUCGGGACAUGGGCCGGGACCACGGCGGCCGGGGGCCCGACAUCCUGGUGUCCAACGCGGGCUACGGCAAGCGCAUCCCCGACGUCCUGGACAUCCCCAUCGACGAGUUCGAAUACACGCUCAACAUCAACCUGCGGGCCAGCUUCGUCCUGGCCAAGCUGAGCAUCCCGCACAUGCGCCAGCAGGGGUGGGGCCGCAUCGUGUUCGUGAGCAGCAUCGCCGCGAUCGGCGGGGGGAUCAAUGGGUGUCAUUACGCGGCGUCCAAGGCAGGCCUGACCGGCAUGAUGAAGAACCUGGCGGCCAAGCAGGCGCAGUACGGCAUCACGGUCAACGACGUGGCGCCGGCCAUGAUCGGAGACACGGGCAUGAUUCCGGACGCCAAGUUCGUCGAGGGCACGGCGGGCGACGUCAAGAACAUCCCCGUGGGCCGGCUGGGGACGCCGGGCGAGUGCGCCAACGUGGUCACGAUGCUGUGCAAGACGGGCUACAUGACAGGGCAGAGCAUCCUGCUGAGCGGUGGGCUGCGGUAA